GCGGUGCGGAGAAGGGCCCCCGGAAGCGAAAGGCCCCCAGCCCCUCUGAGAAAGGCGAGGGUGACACGAGGAGCGAGGCAGGCGAGGUGGAGGUGGAGACGCUGUGCAGCGUGCAGACGGACUUCAGCCCCGACGCGCUGCAGAAGGCCGUGCGUGUCAGCGUGGACCAUUCGCUGCUGGCCACGGGCGGCGCCGACGGGUUCCUCCGACUCUGGGAGUUCCCCAGCAUGAAGAAGGUGCGGGAGUUCAAAGCCCAUGACGGGGAGAUUGAGGACAUUGCGCUGGGUCCCGAGAACAAGGUGGUGACGGCGGGCCGGGAUUUCCAUUGCUGCGUGUGGCAGAGGGACCAGCUGGUGCUGCGGCUGCGCUGGGACGAGAACAUGCCGGGCGUCCCUGACAAGACCUACCGCUACCAGGCCUGCAGGUUCGGGGCGGUGCCGGACCAGGCGGAGGCGCUGCGACUCUACACGGUGCAGGUGCCCCACAAGCGCGGGCGCCGCCCCCCGCCCUGCUACCUCACCAAGUGGGAUGGAAAAACCUUCCUGCCGCUGCUCACCCAGCCCUGCGGGGGCGAGGUCGUCUCCUGCCUCUCUGUCAGUGACUCGGGCACGUUUCUGGGGCUGGGCACCGUGACGGGCUCGGUUGCCAUUCACGUCUCCUUCUCGCUGCAG
Messenger RNA from Terrapene triunguis (Three-toed box turtle), 671 nucleotides. RefSeq names its product prolactin regulatory element binding (gene PREB). The record is from RefSeq and is a predicted model, not a curated record. The annotation marks the transcript as partial. Gene Ontology annotation, biological process: protein secretion. Lineage: Eukaryota; Metazoa; Chordata; Testudines; Emydidae. Gene Ontology annotation, cellular component: endoplasmic reticulum membrane. The transcript is spliced from 5 exons. Gene Ontology annotation, molecular function: GTPase activator activity; guanyl-nucleotide exchange factor activity; protein binding.